Molecule: messenger RNA, 2407 nt
Organism: Sorghum bicolor (sorghum)
Lineage: Eukaryota; Viridiplantae; Streptophyta; Magnoliopsida; Poales; Poaceae
Product: putative leucine-rich repeat receptor-like serine/threonine-protein kinase At2g04300
Exons: 11
Coding region: 29-2041 (670 amino acids)
Biological process (GO): protein phosphorylation
Molecular function (GO): protein binding; ATP binding; protein kinase activity
Source: RefSeq, a predicted model, not a curated record
UGAUCGGUACGACCGUUUUUGGUGGCCCAUGGACGAAGCCAGCCCACGGUGGGUGAACGUAUCGACCACACGGCCCAUUCAGCCGGACGCCAUUUACGGCGUGCCGUCGGCCAUCCUGAAGACGGCCGUCGUGGCGGGUGGAAACGACACGGCGAUCACCGUGAGGAAGUGGCAGUAUGACACGCCGAGCUCCUACUCGUUCAUGAUCCUCCUGCACUUCGUCGACUUCCAGGACACUCAGCUUCGGCAGUUUGAUAUCUACGUCAACGAGAACGAUCCAUCGGGAAUGGAGCUGAAGUCGUACAACAAGACAUCGUUCCUGACUCCGUCCCAUGUGUACACUGAAUCCUACAGGGCUCCCGACGGCAACUACAACAUCACUCUUGCCAAGACCAACGCCUCCGUGCUGCCUCCGAUGAUCAAUGCGCUCGAGAUCUACCUUCGCGUCCCGUACGAGAAUCCGACGACACUUGCUCAAGACUUUGACGCCAUCAUGGCUAUCAAAACUGAGUAUGGAGUCAAGAAAAACUGGAUGGGUGAUCCAUGUUUUCCAAUCAAAUUUGCUUGGGACGGCGUGAAAUGCAGCAAUGCAAGUGGUAACACGUCGAGGAUAACAUCACUAGAUCUCUCCAACAGCUCGUUGCAUGGCACAAUAUCUAAGAAUUUUACACUGCUCACAGCACUCGAGACUUUAGAUUUAUCUUACAACCAGUUGAGCGGGUCAAUACCUGAUUCCCUACCAAGUUUGCCUUCCCUACAAGUUCUGAAUGUCUCUGGCAACCAGCUGAGCGACGAGUCCCUAUGUAAAAAUUAUACUGGACAACUUAUUUUCAGACAUGAUGGUGGCUCUGUAUGCAACAAACCUUCACCAAGCCCACCAAGAAAUAAAGUAGCUAUCAUAGCUAUUUCAGUAGUGGUUCCUGUGUUGGUAGUAGUUUUACUUCUUAUCGCAUAUUUCAUUUGGUGGCAGAAAAAAAAGCCUAAUGUGCAACCAGUCCCCAUAAAUGGCCCAACAAGAGAUCCAGAACCUGAUAAUGCUUCGGGAAGUAAAAAAGGUCAUGUGUACAACCUGAAGAAAACUGAGAAUCGCCAGUUCACAUACAAAGACCUCGAGAAGUUCACUAAUAAUUUCAAGAAGUUCAUAGGACAAGGAGGUUUCAGGCCCGUCUACUAUGGCCGUUUGGAAGACAGCACCGAGGUUGCUGUCAAGAUGCGUUCUGAAUCAUCAUCACAUGGGCUUGAUGAAUUUUUAGCUGAGGUCCAGAGCUUGACAAAGGUGCAUCACAGGAAUCUAGUGUAUUUGAUUGGUUACUGCUGGGAGAAAGAUCAUUUGGCACUGGUUUAUGAGUACAUGUCUCAGGGCAGUCUUUUUGAUCAUCUGAGAGGUAAGAAUGGUGUUUCUGAAGCCUUGAAUUGGAGGAAACGUGUACAAGUAGUGCUUGAAGCUGCACAAGGCUUGGAUUAUCUGCAUAAAGGUUGCAAUUUGCCAAUAGUUCACCGUGAUGUGAAGACCAACAACAUUCUUUUGGGUCAAAAUCUGCAAGCUAAAAUCGCAGAUUUUGGACUUUCCAAGACAUAUCUUAGCGAUACACAAACUCACAUAUCAGCCACUGCAGCUGGCACAGCUGGUUACAUGGACCCUGAGUACUACCACACUGGAAGGCUCACUGAGAGCAGCGAUGUGUACAGCUUCGGGGUUGUUCUGCUUGAGGUAGCCACUGGCGAGCCCCCAAUAGUGCCAGGCCAUGGCCACAUCAUUCAGCGUGUUAAACACAAGAUUUCCACUGGUGACAUCAGCUCAAUUGCUGAUUUGCGACUUGGAAGUGCCUAUGACAUCAGCUCCAUGUGGAAGGUAAUCGACACCGCUAUGGUGUGCACCGCGGAUUCUGCUACUCAAAGGCCAACAAUGGCCACAGUUGUGAUACAGUUGAAGGAGAGCCUGGCGUUGGAGGAAACUCGUGAGAAGGACAGUAGCAUCAGGGCAAACCAGGCGAGUGAUAUAGAAGCUAUGGUGUCCACAUUUGGUCCAUUGGCAAGAUGAAGCUGUGCCUAGACCUGGAUUCGGUUCAUGGCUGACGCGCCUCUACUAAAAGUCUACAAUGGUUUAUGGUGAACUCCUUGUUAUAUGAAGACAACUAGUGUAUAAUUGUGUGCUGUUUUGAACUGCAUUUGCUUGUGUGUAAGGAUUUAGAGAGUCCAGGCUUGUGUGUGCGAGUAAUAAGGUUUGGUGUGAGCUUGCAGCUUCUACAGAAUCCAGAUAUUAUGAGCUCCCCAUGCUCUGUAUGUAUUUUUAACAAAUAUUUCCCAUGUUUGUAUGUAAUUGCAUGGUACUAGAAACAUAAAGGAUUGAUUAGUUUGAAGGGAGGGGCCGAUAAAUUGAGCGUGAGCCUUUCCAUUCCACCAUGCA